Messenger RNA from Jatropha curcas, 724 nucleotides. It is a transcript of the gene BRK1, whose product is annotated as BRICK1. The record is from RefSeq and is a predicted model, not a curated record. NCBI's taxonomy places the organism in Eukaryota, Viridiplantae, Streptophyta, Magnoliopsida, Malpighiales, Euphorbiaceae. Gene Ontology annotation, biological process: actin filament organization; cell motility; regulation of actin polymerization or depolymerization. Gene Ontology annotation, cellular component: SCAR complex. Gene Ontology annotation, molecular function: protein-containing complex binding.
AAUUGAAAAGAACUGGAAAAGGCGUCAAACUGCCAAACUUGGAGCAAAUAACGAAGGCUUGGCUUCAAAGAUCAGAUUUUUGGGAUAACAGCAGAGAAAAAGAUAGUAAUUAAAAAGAAGCCAAUCGACCAACUAUCGAAAAUCAUUUCUAGCACGAACUAUUGGGUUGGGAACUGUCCUUGUUUUGGUUUCGUGAGAUCCAAAAUGGCGAGAGCAGGAGGGAUAACAAACGCAGUAAAUGUAGGUAUAGCAGUACAAGCCGAUUGGGAGAAUCGCGAGUUCAUCUCUCAUAUUUCCCUCAACGUUCGUCGCCUCUUCGAAUUCCUUCUUCAAUUUGAGGCUACUACCAAGAGUAAAUUGUCUUCGCUCAAUGAGAAGCUUGACACGCUCGAACGACGCUUAGAGCUGCUGGAAGUCCAAGUGGGUACCGCCACUGCCAACCCUUCUCUUUUUACUACCUGAUUGUUUAUGGAAUUUGUUGCUUGCAGUGGUGUUAAGGCUUGUUUGGCGAGCCACAAUGUAGUGUAAUAUAUUUUUUUACCGCUAGAAAUGCCUUUGAUUCUUUCACUCCAUUUCAGUAUGGCUCACAGAAAUUAAUCUUACUUUUGCUUGAGCUAUCCAUUUUGUCUGUAUUGUGCUUCUAUUAUUGACAUAUAUACUUGAACUUGUAUCCCUUUUGACAAUUAAUAUAUAUAUGCGUGUGUGUUUGUCAUUUUGUGCCAAA